UGUUUCUACCCGGUCCUUUUACGCAGACGGACAGAAUUAAACAUGGCAGCCGCUGAUGGAAACAUGACCGCUAACGUGGGAGAAGAAGCAGAAAAAGACCAAGAGGCCAAACUGCAGCUGUUAAAAGGUGCAGCUUUCCUCACCACGGUGGCGUCUGCAGGGAUGCUGGCGGGAUUCGGCUCCUCGUUGGCGCUCGCCAGGAAGAAAAGUCCCGGCUGGUUCAGUAAGGGCGUGGUGUCCACAGCAGCCGUCCCAGAGAGCGGAGCCUCUCUGGCCCUCCGAGCUCUGGGUUUGGGUUCCCUGUUCGCCUGCUGUGGGGUCGGCCUGCUGAGCGCCGCCGUGUGGAAGCUCCUCGGGGUUCACAGCUUAUCAGAGUUCAGACACAAGAUGCAGUCGCUCUUCCCGACCGUCCCGAAGAACUCGGAGGAAGCUUCUGGACCUGUGGACUGGGACGCUGUCUUUAAGUCAAAGUGACGUCCUGGUUCUGGACCUGUGGACUGGGACGCUGUCUUUAAGUCAAAGUGACGUCCUGGUUCUGGACCUGUGGACUGGGACGCUGUCUUUAAGUCAAAGUGACGUCCUGGUUCUGGACCUGUGGACUGGGACGCUGUCUUUAAGUCAAAGUGACGUCCUGGUUCUGGACCUGUGGACUGGGACGCUGUCUUUAAGUCAAAGUGACGUCCUGGUUCUGGACCUGUGGACUGGGACGCCGUCUUUAAGUCAAAGUGACGUCCUGGUUCUGGAGACUUUUUGGCGACAUGGACUCCAUUUAAAACGUGUUUGGCUCAGAGACCCAGAAGGAUCGUGAUGGACUCCAGAGGCCCAGAGUUCAUAAAGAGUCAAAGGUCACGUUACAUUUAGGGGCCCUGGUUU
This is a messenger RNA of Pungitius pungitius (ninespine stickleback), 873 nucleotides long. RefSeq names its product transmembrane protein 242 (gene tmem242). NCBI's taxonomy places the organism in Eukaryota, Metazoa, Chordata, Actinopteri, Perciformes, Gasterosteidae. The transcript is spliced from 4 exons. The record is from RefSeq and is a predicted model, not a curated record. The coding region runs from base 43 to 474 and encodes 143 amino acids.